AUGAGAGAAGAGGUAGAACAGGAGAAGUUGAUUAGAAAGAGGAAGAGGGAAGAGAAAGAAGAUGCACCUUAUGAACCUUCUCCGGAGCACGUUUCAGCGUCACAAUCUACUCCGAGAGAUCUCUUUGGCACAUCUCCACUCACCCAAGUACAACCUGGUUCUUCGAGUAGAGGUCUUCCGAUACCGCAAGAUAAUCUGCUAGACGUUUGUUUCGACUUUGCAAACAAUUCACAAGUGUUGAAAUUGGAAAAGAGAAUUGAGGAUGUGAUAGCAGAGAAUAAAAAGUUGGUGGCUGAAAGCAAAAAGAUUGCUGAUAGAGAAAAGACUCUUGCUGGUAGAGUGCAGAGGUUGGAAGGUGAAAACAAAGUGUUGACACUGAAAAUUGAAGUUGAUCAGACGGAAAUCGACGUUUUGAAAGUUCGAGUGUCUGAAUUAGAAGAAGAGAAGAAUCAUCGAGAAAGUGAAAAUGAAUACUAUAAGUUGAAGAAUAAAGAACUUAUGGCUGCUAAAGCGCUACAUGAACAUAAGUUCUACAUGCUGAAUAGAGUUGUGGAAAGCAUGUUAGAGACAUCAGUGGAACAGAAAUAUGAAGAGUUGAAGCUAGAAGACCUUCGUGCAGAACGUCAAGCAGAAUUAGAAAGGCAAAUGAAAGAUAAGGGUAAAGGGGUGGAAGGAAGUUCUGAAAUGUCUAUUGUACCUUCGAUGGUGAUAGAUAAUCCUGAGCCUAUAUCUGCAGUUCCUGGCUUAGUCGAAGGAGAAAUUCCAUCGCCUAAAUUAAUUGGUGGCGAAGAUGAAGAGGAUGAUGAAGAUGAUGAUGAGGAUGAGUUUGUAUAUUCUGCUAGCAGUCACAGUUCUAAAGGUGAUGAUGAUGAUGACGCUGCAGGAGGUUCAGGUGUUAGAGUGACUGAAGCCUCAAAUGAAAAAGUCGUUGAAGAUCUGUUGAACGACACAAUCAAUGAAGAAAGUGGUGAAGCUGAAGGUAAGGGGGAGUCGAGUAAGACACAGAUUGUAGAGCAUCAUGAGCCGUUGUUCAUGCGUCUAGAGGAAUAUAAAGAAAUGCUUAAAAAUGUAAACCCUGAAAUUCCCUUCGACUUCGAAGAGGACUUAGAAUCGUUUGAUAUCAAUAAACAGCAAGAUUAUAAGUAUGAUUAUGUUAAAGAUGCUGAUAUCUACGAUAAAGUUGAGGUUGAAGAAGGUUCGGAUAAUGAAGAGGUUCCUGAAGUUACUUCGAAACUUCCAACAUUAAUGGAGUUCUUUGCUGCUGAGAAUAGAGAUGAAUUACGUCAGAAAGUGACUGAAGCGGUGAAUGAUAAUGUAUUUGAAUGUUUGAGGAAAGAAGCUGAGCAGGAAGGCCAAUCUAAUGUUGAUAAAGAAGGUCAAUCGAAUGUUGAAGAAAUUGAUCGUUCUAAAUGGUUUAAAGAUUCUCAUGAAAGAAAGUUCAAGAGGCCGCUGAAGUACUUCCAACGAGAUCGAAAUGUUUCGCUUGGCGAUAUUAUUAGUUGGGGUUUUCUUCCGCAAGUUAACGCUUAUGCUAUUCGAAGAGAAUAUGGCGUCCAGUAUUUUGCACGUUUAUAUGACAUAAUGUCAUUACCGUGGUGGGACGUUGAUGAAUUAGCAAAGGUGAGAGUCUUGGGAGUACAAGGUGAGAAAGAAUGA
Molecule: messenger RNA, 1656 nt
Organism: Helianthus annuus (common sunflower)
Lineage: Eukaryota; Viridiplantae; Streptophyta; Magnoliopsida; Asterales; Asteraceae
Product: FK506-binding protein 5-like
Exons: 2
Coding region: 1-1656 (551 amino acids)
Source: RefSeq, a predicted model, not a curated record